GAUCGGUCCGUCAAAGUGUCUCAAAAAAGCUGGACAAUUGGGGUAUGCCAGCAAGGACAGCUAGGCCAGGCUCGGGGAUCGGGUAAGUGGAAGGGGAUUGUGGCCGGUACAUAGCAAGAAUGGUUGGCUCUCAAUCGCAGCAUCGAAGCCCUCUUCCUCUCACUCACCAUUUCUUCCUCACUUACCUGUAUGUGCCUGUAAAUACCAACCUCCAAGCGAUUCCAGAUUCAGCACGCAGAAUCUGCCAAUUCGACCUUUAUCGCUGCUUUUCAUCUCCUAGUUUUGUAGGAUAAGCUCGUCCAGUCAACCCUGGCCAUGUCGAGCCCGCCGUCUCGUCUCAAGAACAUCCUGGGACACCUCCUCUCAUCCUCCACUACCAAGAAAGAUGAGCCCCUUCCGAACCACCACAUACACCAGCUCUCACCAACCUUCUUUCUGGAGCGUGCCGCUGCGAUAGAGCCCGAUGCUGAAGCCAUCUUCCAUGUGACAGCCAACGGCCGAACCCUGCGACGGUCUUACAUAGAGUUCGCAGACAGAGCGCGCGGCCUUGCUUACUACCUGAAGAAGCACGGCUUCAAGAGGGUGGGCAUCCUCGCGCCCAACACGCCCGCCUUUCUUGAGUCCAUCUUUGGCAUUGCCGCCGCUGGUGGGGUUAAUGUGGGCGUCAACUACAGAUUGAAGCCGGAUGACAUCACCUACAUAUUCGACUUUGCCGAGGUCGACUCAAUCAUCGUCGACCAGGAGUUCAUCCACCUGCUUGAUGAAUUCAAGGAGAAGCACCCCAAGGUUCCCUUGAUCAUUGACACUGAUACCGACUACACGGAGGGCGCUUUGAGUGGCCCCUUUGAUGAUGCCGUCUUAGAGGGCCUGCAGUAUGAUCAACAACAUGGUCAGGGCUGGGCCGGCCUCCACUCACAGUCUGGUAAUGAGGAUGAUAUGCUUGCGAUUCCGUUCACCUCAGGAACUACGAGUAGGCCCAAGGGCGUAGUCUACACACAUAGGGGUGCCUAUCUGGCUGCUGUUGGAAAUGUCAUCGAAUCAGGACUGAACUACCAUACUGGCCGUUGCAAAUAUCUAUGGACUUUACCCAUGUUCCACGCCGUCGGUUGGACAUUCCCUUGGGCGGUAACGGCUGUCCGUGGAACGCAUGUGUGCUUGCGAAAGAUCGACUAUCCUCUCAUCUGGAAAUUGCUCAAAGAAGAAGGCAUCACACACUUCAACGCAGCUCCAACAGUCAAUACUCUAUUGUGCUCAGCGAACGAGGCCGAAAAGUUGCCCCAAGAAGUGCGGGUGACUGUAGCUGCCAGUCCUCCAAGUGCGCACUUGUUCGAACAGAUGACAAACCUCAACCUCUUCCCUGUCCAUGUCUAUGGCAUGACUGAGACCUAUGGCCCCAUCACCAAAGGGUACCACAUGCCAUCAUGGGAGACCCUCCCAACAAACGAGAAAUACGCCAAAAUGGCUCGCCAGGGCCAUGGCUUCGUCACGAGUCUUCCCAUUCGAAUUAUCAAGACGGACCAGCCGGAGGGCAUUCUUAUUGAUGUUGCCAAGGACGGCAAAGAAAUCGGCGAGAUUGUAUUCUUGGGGAAUAUCUGCGCCAAGGAGUAUUUCAAGGAUGCCGAAGCUACCAAGAAGUUGUUCGACGGCGGUGCGCUGCACUCUGGGGAUCUCGCCGUCUGGCAUCCCGACGGGUCGGCUCAGAUUCUCGAUAGAGCAAAGGACAUCAUCAUUUCAGGUGGCGAGAAUAUUUCUUCGGUGGCUCUGGAGGGCAUGCUCGUACAACACCCUGAUCUUCUGGAAGCGGCCGUGGUAGCGGUGCCUGAUUCACACUGGGGCGAGCGUCCUAAAGCCUACGUGACUGUCAAAGAAGGCAAGAGCUUGAAAGGGGAAGACCUGAUUUCGUGGGCAAAGCACCAAAGCAACAUCUCCAAGUUCAUGGUGCCUCGGGAGGUUGAAGUUGUGGACGAGCUUCCAAAGACCAGCACUGGCAAGCUGAAGAAGAAUGUCUUGAGAGAAUGGGCCAAGGGAAAGAGGGAGUAGACAAGAUGAAGAAGAGUGAUGUUGGUCUUUCAUGUCAGACGCAGCAGCUAGAGACGGUAGACUGAGGGAAGACGGAAAGGGAUAUGAAGGAGAAGUUUAGCUCUGUCGAGCAAAAUAGAAGCAAGAUCAUGAUCACGCGCCACUACCUACACACGAUUAUACC
Colletotrichum godetiae is the source of this 2203-nucleotide messenger RNA. Its product is annotated as AMP-binding enzyme. Bases 316 to 2040 code for a protein of 574 amino acids. NCBI's taxonomy places the organism in Eukaryota, Fungi, Ascomycota, Sordariomycetes, Glomerellales, Glomerellaceae. The transcript has 8 exons. The record is from RefSeq and is a predicted model, not a curated record.